GAGAACUGCACAGUGCACACCAGUGUUACAACUGACACGCCACCAUGAGGUCUCUGCACGCACUGCUCGUGGCGGUCCUUGUCCUGGUCGCCGUCGCCGCGACGCUCCCGGCGGGGACGGACGGCGCGUGGGCGCCGAUACCGGCCCGCGACCUGAACGGCGUGGUGGUGCAGCAGGUGGGCCGGUUCGCCGUGCUCGUGCACGACAUCACGCGCCGGGCGAGCCUGGUGUUCGUCAAGGUGGAGCGCGGCGAGACGGAGCGGCCGGCUGCCGGUGGUGUCGGCACCAACUACCGGCUCGUGGUGACCGUGGAGAAGGCGCCAGGCGGGAGCAGGCGGCAGUACGAGUGCGUCGUGUGGGGCGUGCCCGGCUCGCGCACCAGCACCUGGAAGCUCCUCGGCUUCAAGGCGCUCUAGCUAGAUGCAUGGCCAUCGAGCAUUCGUACGCGUGAGGCAAAGCCGCGCGCGUACUCCGCUGAAUAAUCUACGCUACCCAGGCGUACAGUAUGUGCAUGGGUUUUUUAAGUACUGAUGUUUGCCUCACGCGUACUCCGCUGAAUAAUCUACGCUACCCAGGCGUACAGUAUGUGCAUGGGUUUUUUAAGUACUGAUGAUACACGUCGUUUAAUUUGUUACGCGCGUAGGCACGGCAAAUACCUGUCUGCGUGCAGUCUGCAGUGCAUACACUAGCGCCGCAAUAAGCAAAUUGUGACUACCACCGACUCACCUAGUAUACUUCCUUUUUGUCAUCACUACCCGAAUGAUAUAUGUUGGUUA
Hordeum vulgare subsp. vulgare (domesticated barley) is the source of this 776-nucleotide messenger RNA. RefSeq lists its product as uncharacterized. The record is from RefSeq and is a predicted model, not a curated record. The coding region runs from base 45 to 416 and encodes 123 amino acids. Gene Ontology annotation, molecular function: cysteine-type endopeptidase inhibitor activity. The transcript has a single exon. NCBI's taxonomy places the organism in Eukaryota, Viridiplantae, Streptophyta, Magnoliopsida, Poales, Poaceae.